GGUGUCGUUCAAUAUUUUAGUUUGUAUUGGAUGGUGGUUAUGUUGAUGGAUAUGGUGGUGGUGGUGGGCACAGACAAGAGUAGAAUUCAUUAAAUUAAUUCUAUAAAUUAAAAGUGGUGGGCCCGUACUACCUACUGGAUAUAAUACCUAUAAAUUUAUGAUUUAUCAAAACCACAAGAUCAUUACAAAUAUAACGUGACGAAAAAAUUUCCAUUUGUUACUUUCGUCACCUUUUGUAUUUCACUGAAUCAUUUAACAUAAGUACUGUAAUUACUCAAAAUGUGGUUCAAUGAGAAGUUUACAGUAAUAUCUUUUUUUACGUGUUUCAUAUAUGGUAGUUGCUCUAUUUAUAAGAAUUUAAGAUACUUCGAGACUUUACAUGCUUCAAGUUUUACACAUCAUAUAGAAAAAAGAGGUGCAAAAUUGUCUAACCAUCCAUUUAAUACUAUCAAAGAAUUACACUUCAAAACUCAUGGUAAACAGUUUCGUCUGAUUCUACAUCCGCACAGUUCUGUGUUACAUUCCAAUUUCAAGGCUUAUGAAGUUGACGGUGAUGGAAAAGAGAGUACAGUUCAUGUUGAUCGUGAUAACUUCUACACUGGUAGAGUGUUUGGAGAAAUUACCUCAGAUGUAAAGUUGCACAUGGAAAAUGGCAUGAUUACAGGUGCUAUUCACCUGCCAGAGGACACUUACCAUAUAGAGCCAUCUUGGCGCCAUUUGCCUCACUUGGAUGACGGAACCAUGAUAACAUAUCGCUCAUCAGACAUAAAAUUCAGUUGGUCUGACACUCCCCAUGACCACGCCAAGCCUCGUGUGUGUGGCUAUGUCAAAGAUGGAUAUGGAUUGGAUACAGAUGAGGAACAUGAGGAAGAACCAGAAAUAGAUUUAGAGCAGCAACAAGAGCAAUUGGAAAAAUAUAAAUAUUUGAAUCAGUCUUUAUUUACUGAGAAUGGAUCAGUAAAGGCGCAGCGUGUGAAAAGGCAAAGUGACUAUGAAUACACGCCCACCAAGACCAGGUGUCCUUUGCUGCUCGUGGCUGAUUAUAGAUUCUUCCAGGAAAUGGGAGCCAGUAACACGAAAACUACCAUCAGUUAUUUGAUAAGUCUCAUUGACCGUGUGCACAAAAUAUAUAAUGAUACUGUUUGGCAAGACCGUCAGGACAUGGACGGGUUCAAAGGCAUGGGGUUCGUGAUAAAGAAGAUCCUGGUGCACUCGGAGCCGACGCGCGUGCGCGGUGGCGAGGCGCACUACAACAUGGUGCGGGAGAAGUGGGACGUGCGGAACUUGCUCGAGGUAUUCAGCCGCGAGUACUCGCACAAGGACUUCUGCUUGGCUCACCUGUUCACGGACCUGAAGUUCGAGGGCGGAAUCCUAGGGCUCGCGUACGUCGGCUCGCCGCGCCGGAACUCCGUGGGCGGCAUCUGCACGCCCGAGUAUUUCAAGAACGGCUACACGUUAUACCUGAACUCUGGUCUGAGCUCGUCGCGCAACCACUACGGGCAGCGCGUGAUCACGCGCGAGGCGGACCUGGUGACGGCGCACGAGUUCGGCCACAACUGGGGCUCCGAACACGACCCCGACGUGGCCGAGUGUUCGCCCGCCGCCUCGCAGGGCGGCUCCUACCUCAUGUACACCUACAGCGUCAGCGGGUACGAUGUCAACAACAAGCGUUUCUCACCGUGCAGCCUGCGGUCGAUCCGCAAGGUGCUGCAGGCUAAGUCCGGGCGCUGCUUCUCGGAACCCGAGGAGAGCUUCUGCGGGAACUUGCGCGUUGAGGGCGGCGAGGAGUGCGACGCGGGGCUGCUGGGUACCGAGGAUAAUGACAUGUGCUGUGAUAAAAAUUGUAAGCUGAGAAGGGGUCAGGGAGCUGUUUGCAGCGACAAGAACUCCCCGUGCUGUGCGGGCUGCGUGUUCGCGCCGCCCGGCCUCGUGUGUCGCGAGGCGGCGCACUCCGCCUGCGAGGGCGAGGCCAUCUGCAACGGCGUCUCCGCCGACUGCCCCAAGGCGCCGGCGAUCGCGGACGAGCACGAGUGCGCGGAGCGCGGCCGCUGUCGCAACGGCAGCUGCGUGCCCUACUGCGAGACGCAGGGGCUCCACAGCUGCAUGUGCGACAUAGUGGCGGACGCGUGCAAGCGCUGCUGCCGCAAGUCGCUGAACAAGACUUGCUUCCCGGUGGCGCUCGCCGACAUCCUGCCCGACGGCACGCCCUGCAUACAGGGCUUCUGCAACAAGGGCGUGUGCGAGAAGACGAUUCAGGACGUGGUGGAGCGGUUUUGGGACAUCAUCGAGGACAUUAACAUCAACAACGUGCUCGGGUUCCUGCGCGACAAUAUCGUCGGCGUCGUCGUGCUCGUCACCGCGCUCAUAUGGAUCCCGGUCAGCUGCAUCAUAAGCUACGUGGACCGACGACGACAAAGUCAGUACCAGAAGCGAUCUGACUGGGAGAGAAGCUCGGAUUACGUUUACUCUUCUUCUCCGCAGAAGAUUAUUUGUACCAGGUUGCCAAAGCAGCAGCCUCCUGGAAUGAACAGAAACCAUCCACAGUGAAGAAAACUAAAAGCAAAUCAGUUAUGACUGAUUUUCUAUAUCUAUGGAUAUAGAUAACUUUUGUUAAGUGUAAU
This is a messenger RNA of Plodia interpunctella (Indianmeal moth), 2621 nucleotides long. RefSeq names its product tace (gene Tace). Gene Ontology annotation, biological process: membrane protein ectodomain proteolysis; Notch signaling pathway. Gene Ontology annotation, cellular component: plasma membrane. The transcript is spliced from 17 exons. Lineage: Eukaryota; Metazoa; Arthropoda; Insecta; Lepidoptera; Pyralidae. The coding region runs from base 280 to 2547 and encodes 755 amino acids. The record is from RefSeq and is a predicted model, not a curated record. Gene Ontology annotation, molecular function: metalloendopeptidase activity.